GUCUAGCGACGCCGCCCUGCUCGCCAUUCCUGUAAUGGCUGCUUUCCGGUCAGGGUUUCACGGGUGACCUCUUAACCUCAGCAACCAGAGCUCCAAAGAGGGACUGUUCCACAUUGGACAGAAUUUUACAUACACUCUUGUUUGGGGAAGUUCAGCCCUCAAGACCCCAACACCAUGAAUUCAGUGUCAGCACAGUUGAUCCUAGUCCUCACUUCACUGCUCCUGAGCCUGCCUGUUGUUGAAGCUGUAGCAGCAGGAGAUGCGAUUGCACUCUUGCUAGGAGUGGUUCUCAGCAUUACUGGCAUUUGUGCUUGCUUGGGGAUAUACGCAAGAAAGCGAAAUGGACAGAUGUGACUUUGAAGGACUCUUCUGAAUUAGACUUCCCCCUGACCAGACGGAAAACCAUUGUGCUAUUGCUGUUCCCAGCCAGAGGGUUACAGUUAAGAGGAUGAUUUCACGUUUACUUGGUGGUUUUUCCUAAGAUGGGAGUAUGUGGGGUGGGUGGGAUGAGGACUUUCCAACAAAGAGUGCACUAAGAAAACGGCCUGUGGUUUGUAUUUGCUGCUUAGAAGGGGGUCAAGGAAGGCUUAAAUUUGCAUAAGCAUUAUUUCAUGCUUUCUAGAUUGUUAAAGCACAUGACAUUGGAGGAAAAAAGUAUUUGUUCAGAAUCUAGUAAAUCAACAUUGUUGCUGUAUUAAUCACUGCCUCUUGAAUUCUGGGGGAAUCUUUUUCUCCGUAUUUUUUGUUGUUGUUCUAUCUCCCUAGUUGAUAUUAUACUUAGAUAUUAAAUAGCCAAAAAUGGAAACUUUUAUGUCUGAGAAAAAGGUUAACUAAAAUGUACUCAACAUGUCUAAUUCUAAAAUGGAGAGAAGAUUUGUUAAAAAAAUAAUAACUUUAUAUUAAUUGAGUAACAUCUCCUUUGUGAGGAGUACUCUAUCAAAUACAUAUCCAUUAUGCCAUAAGUGAA
Onychomys torridus (southern grasshopper mouse) is the source of this 967-nucleotide messenger RNA. It is a transcript of the gene Smim30, whose product is annotated as small integral membrane protein 30. The coding region runs from base 175 to 354 and encodes 59 amino acids. The record is from RefSeq and is a predicted model, not a curated record. Lineage: Eukaryota; Metazoa; Chordata; Mammalia; Rodentia; Cricetidae. The transcript is spliced from 3 exons.